This is a messenger RNA of Saccostrea cuccullata (small rock oyster), 972 nucleotides long. RefSeq lists its product as uncharacterized. Bases 1 to 972 code for a protein of 323 amino acids. NCBI's taxonomy places the organism in Eukaryota, Metazoa, Mollusca, Bivalvia, Ostreida, Ostreidae. Gene Ontology annotation, molecular function: ubiquitin protein ligase activity; translation repressor activity. The record is from RefSeq and is a predicted model, not a curated record. Gene Ontology annotation, biological process: negative regulation of translation; proteasome-mediated ubiquitin-dependent protein catabolic process; protein polyubiquitination. The transcript has a single exon.
AUGGAAUCUCAGGCCCAGACACUGAGAACCUGCAGUUUGUGUGCCAACCCUCUAGUGCUCCGCUGUAACACAUGCUGUGUAGGACUGUGCAGCUCCUGCGUGGAAAAGCAUGUAUCCUCCAACAGAGGACACAACCAUGAUGUGUCCAUGUAUGGUGACAGCCCAAUCUUCAAUCAGGCCAGGGUUCUGGUUAAUAUAAAAAGUCCCCUAAAACACAUCAAAAGAGUCAGCUUCCUAAGAGGGAAUGAGGUUUGGAUCAGUGGAAAAGAUAAAGGGAUAAGAAGAGUUGAUAUAAACGGAUCUGAGAUUGGUGCCGUAAAUACUGUAUCAGGAAUAUUUCCACACGAUAUUGCUGUCUCCUCAUCUGGAAACCUCCUGUACUCUGAUUUCAGGACCUGUGCUGUCAUGGAAGUAAAAGAGGGAGUUAUUUCCUCAUUGAUAAAAUACCAGGAUUGGACACCCCAGGGCCUGUGUAUCACAGCUGCUGGAGAACUCCUGGUUAGCUUGAUGAAGCCAAAUUUUUCAGAGAGCAAAGUAAAUAGAUAUGCGGGAACUAAGACGAUUCAAGAGAUUCAGGUUGACGAGAAGAGGAAACCAAUAUUUGGAACUGGAAAUUUUCUCUUAUAUCUCACUGAAAACAGAAACAAAGAUAUCUGCAUUGCAGACUGCAAUACCAAUCAAGUUGUUGUCCUGAACGUUUAUGGAAAAGUCCGUUUUCGAUAUAAUGGCUUAAUAGCUUCUAAAUCUGUAACAAAAUUUGUUCCCCGUUGCAUUGGAACUGACAGCAAAAGUCAAAUUUUGGUUGCUGACCGUGAAAAUCAUGUGGUCCACAUCAUAAGCAGAGAUGGUCAGUUUGUGUCCCUGAUAGACAGCUGCAGUCUGGACCAUCCAUGUGGCCUGGCAGUGGACGAUAAGGACAGGCUCUGGAUUGGAGAGUUUGACUCUGGGAGGUUAAAAGUCAUCAGCUAUUGA